This is a messenger RNA of Dracunculus medinensis (Guinea worm), 708 nucleotides long. The record is from the annotation of a GenBank genome assembly. NCBI's taxonomy places the organism in Eukaryota, Metazoa, Nematoda, Chromadorea, Rhabditida, Dracunculidae.
AUGUUCGCAGUGUUCGCAACACUAAUUUUGUUCAGUCUUUUGCAAGAAGUUCAGUCAGGAGUAGGUGUUGCUCUAACUCAAUGUAUACCUAACGCACCUCCUGCUCGUCCUGUACCACCUCCAUCUGCUUGCAGAGACAAGGAUCCAACCGUGUGCACUGCUGUUUUUGCCCCAAAUGGUGCAGAUGCCGCAGAUAAUGCAGAUCCAACUAAAGAUUUCUUGGUUAAUGCGUAUUGUCUAAACGCAACUCUUAAAGCCAAUGCUGAAGAAAUUUGCCCGUCGUCCUGCGCAGUAUGCUGUUUGGCACCCGAAUUUAAGUGCGGCAAUGCACCUGGCGCUGUCUGUACACCUUUUACUACCUUUCCUGAUUUGUGCACAAACGCGCAAACGGCACCAACAGCAUUGGAAAAGUGCCCUGGUACGUGCGGGUUAUGCAACAGACCUGGAGCACUUGGUGGUUGUCCAGAUAUGGUCACGAACUGUGUCCAGUUAUUGCCUCUUUUGACAUGCACAAAUGCAUACAUGCAAGUGAAUUGCAUGCGAACAUGCAAUAUUACGACUUGCAUAUCAACAACGGGAGCAGCGGGAUCGUCGUCGUGCACGGACAUUCGAGCUAACUGCGCGCAAAUGUCAUCUUAUUGUAAUGUGCCGCCAUAUUCGACCGUUAUGAGCCAACAAUGCAGAAGAACUUGCCGCUUAUGCACGUAA